This is a messenger RNA of Mya arenaria, 1453 nucleotides long. Its product is annotated as leucine-rich repeat-containing G-protein coupled receptor 4-like. Bases 110 to 1333 code for a protein of 407 amino acids. Gene Ontology annotation, molecular function: protein binding. NCBI's taxonomy places the organism in Eukaryota, Metazoa, Mollusca, Bivalvia, Myida, Myidae. The transcript has a single exon. Gene Ontology annotation, cellular component: extracellular matrix. The record is from RefSeq and is a predicted model, not a curated record.
UGUGGUGUCAUGUUUCCUGGAGAUUCCGUCUUGUUCAGUAGUUGAACCUCCAUGCUCGUGCAACAAUAAUUACAUUGACUGCUCCAAUGGUGGACUCACAGUUCUCCCGAUGAUCAGCACUGCAGUGAAAAAUUCCAGUGAGCAAAUACAUACAAUUUACCUACUUAACAACAACUUCACCUACAUACCAGAUGACUAUUUCAAAAGUCUACAUAACCUAAAGCAUAUAUGGUUGGAACAUAACUGUAUUAGGAACAUAAGUGACAGCGCUUUCCGCGGCUUGGAGUCAAGUCUUACUUUUCUAGAUUUAUCAGAUAACCAACUGACAACCGUUCCAUCAGCACUGAGGGUUUUGAAUCAUCUAGAAACACUAAAUCUGCAACAAAAUCCAAUUUCAUCCUUCGACCCCUAUGCAUUUAAAGGUGUUAGUAAGUCGGUUUUGGAAUUGAGUAUUGAUUUGGGACUAUUUUCAACAUGGCCUGAAGAAUUAAGCUUGUUGCAAAAUGUUUCGCUCAUACAACUGCAAGAAAUGAAUUUUUCGACGGUGCCCGAUGAAGCCUUUUCAAACUGGACACAACUGCAUCGCUUCUCUUUGUGGGGCACCAGGCUAGAGGUAAUCCAAAGAGCAUUGUGUAACGUUAAAUCUACAUUUGACUUGUAUCUCUUCUUUAAUACUGCGAUACAAUCAGGCACAAACCUUUUUCAGACUUGUAACAAGAGUUCCUCUUCUCAACCGUUCUUCAAUCGAGUUGUUCUUAACGGAAGCAACCUAAAACGAAUUUCGAACAUAAUCACUUCUUUUCCGGAAAUGACAUAUUUGGCGAUAACAAACAAUCCUUUGCUUGGAUUCAUAUCAAACGAAGAGGUACCCGACAACUCCAACUUAACCAUUCUUGUCUUAAGAAACAAUAGUUUCAACCGCUUUCCGGAGGCUCUUCAGAAUCUACCGAAUCUGAAAUAUCUCGACCUUUCUUACAACCACAUCCAGUCACUACAACGACAUGAUUUGGACGGAAUGACUCAACUAAGGAGUAUUGACCUAAACAAUAAUCCUCUUCAAUACGUCUCAGGAGACGCGUUCAAUGCAGCUGUUUUGCUUUCCAACAUAGGUUUUCAAUCGACAAAUCUUACUACCAUUCCACAAGCGCUUUCAUCUGCGCACAGUCUUCGUGUUAUUUAUUUUGCGGAAUCACCGAUUGAAUGUUCUUGUUCCAUGUUACCAUGGCUGGAUGCAUGGGUCCAAGGUUUAGGGAAUUUAUAUGGAAACUGUGAAAAUGAAAACACGCACUUAUCGGACUUUAUCACGAAACAACUACCGAACUGUACAUACUGAAAAGUUAUGUUUAUACAUGUAUUACGAUCAAUGUUGACCACGAUUUUGACCAAAGUUUAGGAAACGCAUGAACAUAUUUGUGAAAUAAAGUUUAAAAGGAAGAUCAGACACUCUCCAAUA